This is a messenger RNA of Drosophila simulans, 1660 nucleotides long. Its product is annotated as protein peste. Bases 1 to 1557 code for a protein of 518 amino acids. Gene Ontology annotation, cellular component: cytoplasm; membrane. The transcript is spliced from 4 exons. Gene Ontology annotation, molecular function: scavenger receptor activity. The record is from RefSeq and is a predicted model, not a curated record. Lineage: Eukaryota; Metazoa; Arthropoda; Insecta; Diptera; Drosophilidae.
AUGAUCGGAAAACAGCGCAUAUGGCAGACCAGUGUGUUGGGUCUACUCUUGGCCAGCUUCAGUCUGUUCUCGGUGCUCUAUAUGGAGCAGAUCGAACGCCGGAUUUUCGAGUGGUUCAUGGUGCUGCGGCCAGGAACAAUGAUCAGCAGCCUGUGGCAGUCACCGGCCAUGGACAUAAACGUGGAUCUGUACAUAUUCAACUGGACGAACUCGGAGAAGUUCAGUGAUCCCAGAGUGAAGCCCCGGUUCGAGGAGCUCGGUCCCUAUCGCUUCACCGAGCGGAUGCAGAAGGUCAAUGUGGAGUGGCACGAUGAGAACUCCACGGUGUCCUAUCGGCGUCGCAGUCGCUUCGAUUUCGAUCCGAAACUCAGUGCCGGACGUCCCUCAGAUCCCAUUGUGGCGCCCAACCUGCUCAUUGUGGGCCUGUACCAGAAGAUGGUCAUGUGGAGUCCCAUGCUGCGUUCCCUCAUGCUCUUGGCCCUGAAUAUCUACGGCAAGGAGCAGGCCAUGAUUCGGCCAGCCAGCGAUUGGAUGUUCGACGGCUUCGACACGCCGAUGAUCAAGAUGAGCAAAAUGGUGCCACCAAGUCUCGUGCCGGAGAUGAUGUUUCCCUAUGAGAAGAUCGGCUAUGCGUAUCCACGCAAUGGCAGCAUGGAAAUCUACGGCCAUCACAAUGUCUACACGGGACGGGAUGAGUUCCAAAAACUGGGUCAAAUUGCCAGGUGGCGAUACAACAAUGUCACCGAGGCCAGUCCCAGGUGCAAGUUGAAGGGCAGUGCCGGGGAGUUCCACCCCAUACCGCUGGUGAAGGGCAGACCCAUCUCCUACUUCCUGCCGGAUCUGUGCCGCGAGCUGCAGGUGGACUACUCCGGCACCACAAUCUUCGAGGGCAUCGAAGCUUUCGUUUACAGAGGCAGUGCGCGCAACAUGGCAAAUGGUACUGAUAACCCGGAUAACAGUUGCUAUUGCCAGGAUAACUGCCAGGAGGUGAGAUCCGGUCUUCUCAACAUAUCCUCCUGUUGGUAUGGAGCGCCUGUCUUUGCUUCCUAUCCGCACUUCUAUAAGGCCGAUCCCUACUACGGAGAGCAGGUGGAGGGCAUGAAGCCCGACAAGGAUCGACACGAGAUGGUCAUUAUGUUGGAGCCCAAGACCGGAAUGGUGCUGGAGAUCAAGGCGCGUAUUAUGGCCAACUUGCUGGUGGAGCCCAAAACUCAUUUAAUUUACCGCACGGCGAGAAGAACAUUCUUCCCGUUGAUCUGGGCGGAUUACAAUGUCCGCAUCACGGAUGAUCUUCUGGGCUACGUGAAGCUAAUGUCGAUCCUUGAGUUUGUGGGCAAGAUCUGUGGCAUCCUGGGCGUGGUCUUGGGUGUGCUGAUGGUAUUCUGGUAUCCCCACCAAAUGAUCUGGCAGAAGAGCCUGAUGCACAAGAUCGAGAUUAGUUCCAUCGAGACGAAUAGGUCGUUGGAGCCCGUGAAGAAUAAUGAUGUGGAGGACUCGCCGCUGCUGAAAGGAUUGAAAUAUACAGGGGCCAAAGAUGGGGCGGGAAAUGGAAAUUAAGAAUUUAAGCUUACUAAGUGCCAUAUGUUUAAGUUUGCAAGGUUUGUCUUGCCUAGUCUACAGUUUAAGCCAAUAAAUGGUAAAUGGUGUUCAAAUGCUGAAA